Molecule: messenger RNA, 333 nt
Organism: Marmota flaviventris (yellow-bellied marmot)
Lineage: Eukaryota; Metazoa; Chordata; Mammalia; Rodentia; Sciuridae
Gene: Igfl3
Product: IGF like family member 3
Molecular function (GO): signaling receptor binding
Source: RefSeq, a predicted model, not a curated record
AUGCUGCUCUUAAUCUUUGCUGCUGUCUUCAUGUCUGAACUCCUGGGCUCAACACCCUCAGGAGUCACAGAUACUGGCCCAUGGCUGUGCCAGCCAGCGCCCAGGUGUGGGGACCACAUCUACAACCCCUUGCAGAAGUGUUGUGACGAUGACACCAUCCUGCCCCUGAACCGGUCCCGCCUGUGUGGUCCCAACUGCAUCUACUGGCCUUGCUUUGAGCUCUGCUGCCCCGAGUCUUUUAGUCCCCAGAAGAAGUUUGUUGUGAGGUUGAAAGUUCUGGGAGUGAAGUCCCAGUGCCACUCAUCCCCCAUCUCCAGGGACUGUGGCAGGUAA